AUGGAUCUCCUCCAGGUCAAAUACCAUUCUGCCGAGAUUAGUCCCAACUGUUUCCUUCGGCCAUACUUCACCAUGGAGCACUCCGUUUCUUGUAGUAUGACAGCAAGCGAAGUCCGGCGUCUUAUCUUAUCCGGCUCCAUCACUUUGGAAACAUACGUCUGGUCACUUCUCAGACAACUUGAGAACGAGGAUCAGUACAGAGGCAUCAAAGCUUGGGCACAUAUCAAACCCUACAAGGUGCUCGAAGAAGCAAGACGUCUCGACAAGCUUCCGCGAGACCAACGUGGACCUCUUCAUGGUUUCGUCAUUGGCGUCAAAGACGCAAUUCUUACCGAAGACUUUCCCACGACAUACGGAUCACCGAUACAUGCGAACGACGGCCCUCUUCAUGACGCAGCAUCUGUUGCCGUUUUGAGGCGGAAUGGUGCUCUUAUCAUGGGAAAAACGACAACGACAGAGUUUACUGCGACCUUUGAAGGUCCAGGAACAAGAAACCCGAGAGACAUCUCCAGAACUCCUGGAGGCUCUUCUUCUGGUUCAGCAGCAGCUGUGGCAAGUAUGCAGGUACCCAUCGCUCUUUGCACACAGACGGUGGGAAGCACGAUCAGACCAGCCUCUUUCACUGGUGUAUAUGCCUUCAAGCCCACUUGGAAUGCGAUCUCCGCCGAAGGCCAGAAAGUCUCGUCGCCGACGCUAGAUACCUUUGCGGUCAUGGCUCGCAGCGUAACCGACUUGCAGCAUGUUUCUAAUGUUCUCGGGCUCCGAGAUGAUGAACCACGCAAGGCGGUAUCUCUGAGUGAGGCCACGUUCGCUUUCGUCAAAUCUCCGGUGUGGCCAACUGCCGGACCGGGUACUGUGGCGGCUAUGGAGCGAGCUGCCAAGAUCCUCACCAACGCCGGCGCGCAGGUCGUAAACGUCACGUUACCAUCGGACUUUGACGAUAUUCUCUCUCUGCAGAACGAGAUUCUAGAGGCUGAGAUUGGUGUGGCUUUUCACAAAGAAUACACCACUCGGAGGUCCCAGAUCAGUGACUAUCUCGCCAGUAUCGCUCGAACCUCACACACCGGUUCGAAGAAGGCAUAUCUGCGGGCUUUAGAUAGAAUUGCAGCUUUGAGGCCAAUCAUGGACGAUAUUGCGGACCAGUAUACUGCCAUUGUCACACCGAGCGCCAUAGACGUUGCUCCCAAGGGUACAGGGACCGGCAGCUCUGACUUCAACGCCAUGUGGACGGCCCUUCAUUCACCGGUGAUCAACAUUCCCGGGUUCCAAGGCGAGGACAACAUGCCAGUGGGGCUGUCUCUCGUGACUUCGAGCACAAUGGAGGACAAGCCGAAUAUCCUGCCACCCAAUAUCCACAGCCAGUACCUUCGGUACAAGGCUAACACCAAGCUUUUCCUCAACUGGCUUUUCAGCGAGUCGAAGAAGAUCAUGAAGCCCAAGCUCCUCCCGCGCGAGGCGACUGGCCUUUGCACCCAGCAUCUCUUGCCUAUGGCUCAGGCCUGCAAGUCCGCCGCGGUCGCAAUGCCUCCCAUUCAGCGAUCCUACCUCCAGCAGGCGAUCGACCUCCGCCGCAAGGUCGGCAAGUACUAUGUUUCGGGCGGCUCCCAGAGUGCGGUCGCCACGGACGACGGUCACAAGUUCUUCACCAACUGUUUGGAUCGUAUCUUGGAUAUGUUCCCUGCUGCUCCUUCCGCCAGCAGCCCCCGUCCCCCGUCCCCUCCGUCUUCCGCACCGGCUCCGGAUCCCAGCUUCACCAACAAGUUCGGCCUUCUCAACGUGGAGGACUACGAGGACACCGGUCCUGAAGGUCCCCGGCCCAAGCCAGCCACUCCCGCAACCCCCUCACCCCCGACCGCCAAGGACAAGCUGUUUGAUCUCAUCGACGACUCGGGCGUGGAACUCAUCUGCCUGCUCAACGAUAUUCGAGAAAUCCGCCUUUAUCUUCAGGGAAUCUGGGCUAACUACCAAGCCCGGAAGCUGGAUCUUGUUUCCGCUGCACUCGUCACCGAGGCGGCAUUUGAGUGCAUCGGAAUCAUGGACGAGAACUUUGGUCAGGUCAACCCCGAGUUGCAAUUGAUGCCAGCUAUCGUCGCUGCCAUUGUCAAAGGCAGCACGGCGCACUGGCCCAAUCAUUUACAUCUUUGUCUGGCAAAGGACGGACCAUGCGUCCAAGAUGACUCCCAGCCCGCCGGUGGCCAGUCAGAAUUCCGCCCGUAUGUCGGCAACCCCCACGUCGAUUUCUUGUCGGAGUGGCUGAUGGCACCUGCUUUCAACAUGAUGGUCGGUCUGGCUGAGCAGGCCAAGCAUCCCGAUAUGCCGAGCCUUUGGCCCGACGAUGCGGACUACCAGAUGCUUCGAGAACUGGAGGCUCAUUCCGUCCAUCUGACCCGGGGGCGCGAGAAACAUGGCUUCUGGCGGCUCGAUCGCUUGAUGCUAUACCUAUGGCAGCCCCAGAACGAAGGCAUCCAUCUUACAACGGUGGCUCUGAGCACCAUCAUGCUGGACCUGCGCAAGAUGGACGGCCUGUUUGCCAUGGUCACCGAUGAUUACGACCUUUUUUGUCGAAAGUUCCCUCACGACUUCUACGACAUCGAUCCACCCGACAACCAGUUGCACAGGGAAAACAAGCACGACGUUGGGCGAAAGCUGGCAUGGCUUAGGCCGGAAGACAACUUCCCUUCCAAGGAGUGCAUCAAGAUUAACCCCGUCUUGGCCGGCCUCACCAUCUUCAUUCCCUAUCAGAAAGUUCUGCGCGGUAUCAUCCAUACCACCAGCUGGGACUGGUGUCUCAUGCCCAUGGCGCACAUUUACAACUACGCUCGCGCGAAGAAUUCCUGGCCGUUGCAGUGGGCUGAUAUGGAGGCUCUCAUCACGAUGCAGGGCCGCGAAAUAUUUUCCGACGGCGAGCUGCGUCCCACGAAUAUUAAGAUCUGCGAGAAUCGGUUUUAUUUUGCAAAUGGUGGCACGUCAAAUGAGCUAACUGCUAUUAGAAAGAACCGCAAGACCACCUUGUUCGAAGUCAUGAAGGAGACGAGGUUCAACUUUCCGCGCAAGUUGCCAAUCAACAAGGAGACGUUUGAGAAGGGAGCAAUGUCUUGGCACCAAGCAGACCGCAUUUUCAGUCUGAGGAACACUUCUGGGUUUCGUCGCGAAUUCCAUCCCACUCCCGUAUUGAGCGAAGUCUAUUGGCAGUACGAGCGGCCCAGCGAAGAGGGGGAAACCCAAGGACGCUUCGGCAUCAGCGCUAAUGCCACCUCUCGGACAAUCAAGAAACACGUCGAAAAAUGCCUCAAGGGCAUGAACAAGCCAGUUCGCAGGGAGCUCACCGUCCCUCAGUUCCUCGAAGGCUUCCUUGCCAUUGCCCAGCUUGAGGUCUCUCACAUGGUUUUCGACUUCUACGGAAUGGAGUAUGCGUGUCUACUGGUCCUGGAGGAAGUUCAUGCGGAACUCGUCGGCUCCCUCCCGGAGAUGCAAAACGACCUUGACAGGAACCUCUUCGUCGAUGUGUUCUUCGACGAUUACGAGCGCAAGCAAGUCGAGUUCAAGUUGAAGAAGGUCUUGGGCCGCAAGGGGGAAAACCGGCCUCGGACUGACAUUGCCCGCGAGUGGGAGAGAUUCUGCAAGAAAUUGGCGCUAUUCCCUCGGUCUGAGUAUGGCUGGGACGCGAAGUACAACAAUGCGCUCCAGGAUCGCUUGACCGCCUCAGCUUUCUUCUAG
Colletotrichum karsti is the source of this 3717-nucleotide messenger RNA. RefSeq lists its product as uncharacterized. Lineage: Eukaryota; Fungi; Ascomycota; Sordariomycetes; Glomerellales; Glomerellaceae. Bases 1 to 3717 code for a protein of 1238 amino acids. The record is from RefSeq and is a predicted model, not a curated record. Gene Ontology annotation, molecular function: catalytic activity. The transcript is spliced from 6 exons.